GGAACAUAUGCAGUACAUUCAUCCCCAUGUUUACAUCAGAUGUAACAACCGCUUAAAGGCUCAAGCGCCCCAGAAACUUUGUAGCUUUUCAUCCCCAAAGCGAACACGGAGCCUAUUCCACUAAUCUCGUACUUGAAACGUGUACCAAAAGAUGGCUUUCAUCUCGGUAGCCCAAAUUCAUGCCAUGCUAUAUAGCACACAGGGGGAGACGAUCCACUUCUGCCCCCGCUUUUCAUCCACCUUGCUUUAAAGUUUUCCACAAGCAAAAUGUUAGCCUAGGUGUUUCUUUUUCGUCUGCACUACGUACGUACAGCUCCACUAAAGCUGCGGUCGAGUCGUGUGUAUUCUGCUCUGGCAUUCGGAAAAACCUCUUUAAUUAUUAAUUUAGAAAGAAAAAUAAAAAGUAUUUUCCUAUUUUCAAACCUCAUUUAAUCUGAGAAUUUUGAUGUGAAAAGCAGGUCUAGGCGAAGUUAGUAUUCGAUUAGCUGUGAAAGUGUUUCAAGUUUUCCGGAGGAACGUGUGAAAACUUCGCAGUGAAAAAUGCUAUUGCCACGGGAUCUGUGCUGAUGGAAAGUGAAAAAUCGAAGGAAAAGUCUCAUUUCUUAUCAGUGACGACGAAACAAAUGUUUGGAAGUUUGAGUUAGAUUAGGUUUAGGAAAAUCCGUGAGAUAGUCAAGAAGUGGUGAAAAUUGUGUGAAGUUUCAUAUUUUUUUUUUUUAAGUAGAAAAGUCUGAAAUUUAGGAUGAAUCGAAUAUUCCUUUGGUGGAUACUGUUCGCAGCCAUUUUGAUACAGAGGGGUUUGGCAGUCCCAACAAUAACAGAAAGUCCAGAAGAUGAUGACGAAGACUUUGACGAUGAAGAUGAAGAUUCCUCUGAAGCUGAUGAUGAUGGACGUAUUUACAAAAAUCCCCGGAACUCCCCAUCUACAGAAUGUCCUAGAGAUGAGGAACAAGCUACCCUACUUGGACAAAAAUGCUUAAGGAAGUGUUCAUCUGAUGAAGAUUGCAAAAGUAAAAAGAAGAAGUGCUUAUGUGAUGGAGCAUGUGGAAUGUCAUGCAUAAAGCCAGAUCGUGAAUGUCCUGAACUCCCUAAACCUCCACUCGGUGAAGUCGUAGUAUCGGAUCGACAUUUUGGAAGUCGUGCUACCUAUCAUUGCCCCCAUGGCUACCAUGUUGUUGGUUUACAAAGUCGACUAUGCCAGGCCGAUGGACAGUGGGCAGGUCAGGAGCCAACAUGCAAGGAAAAUAUAUACAACAAUUUCCUUUCAGUAUAUUGUCUAACUCCUCCCGUGGUUGAGCACGCGCGUCACUCAGCUUUGCCCGAACAAGCAACGUUUGAUCUCGACUCCACUGUCCAGUACCAUUGUCAUACCGGUUACGUAACGAAUGGAUUCCCCAGAGCCAAGUGUUUGGCUAUAGACGGUCAAGCUAGUUGGUAUGGACCAGAUAUUCAAUGUGAACCUCGCUCCUGUGGACAGCCUCCUGAUCCUGCCAAUGGCUGGCACGCGGGUGAAUGUUACAACUUCGGCUGUCGAGUCAUCUAUCACUGUGGCGAAGGAUAUGAAUUGGUCGGAAAAGCCGAGCGAUACUGCCAAGCUGAUGGUUCCUGGAUACCAAAGGAAUUGCCCACUUGUGUUCUUGUAACAUCGGUUCAAUGUCCAGUACCAGAAAAUCCAAAAAAUGGCAAAGCUAUUUAUACAACUUUCUCUUAUAAUUCUGUUGUAAGUUAUGAAUGUAAAUAUGGAUACAUGUUAGUCGGCGAGAGUUCACGAAGAUGCGGGGCUGAUAGAAAAUGGAGUGGAACACUCCCAACAUGUAAAGAAAUCAACUGUGGACAUCCUGGUGUACUGUACAACGGAUGGAUUGAGAACAUUCAAAGCGGUACAGGUCUUGGAGCCAGUAUUAUAUUCCGCUGUCACUCAGAAAUGCUCCUAGAAGGUCAUGCCUCCUCUAUUUGUCUCAUCGAUGGGAAAUGGAGUCAUCCGGUACCACAAUGUCUAGCUCCAUGUAUAGUCCCCACAAUAUCCCAAGGUCAAGUCACGCCUGUUGAAAUAGAAGUUGACGUAAAUGCGACGACGACCAUAGCUCCAGUUGUCACUUCUGUAGGCAAAGUCCGACAUGGAACCUCAUUAGAAGUUAUGUGUGACACAAAUUAUGAAUUCCCAGCCUCGUCACUGUCUGCACCAACAUGCAAUAAUGGAACGUGGAGUGUGAUCCCAAGAUGUAUACCAGCCAGAUGCAAAACAAUGCCGAAACCUCCCAAACAUGGAAUGGUGUUGGCUCCUAAGACAGAGCAUGGAAUGAAAGCAAGGUUUAGGUGUAAGGAUGGCUUUAACCUAACUGGUCCUGGUGGAAAAGACAUCGUAAACCUUAACGAUUAUGUGUUGACUUGUUCGUUUGGAAAUUGGACUGGGGAAACGCCAUUUUGUCAGGAAGUCUACUGCGCUUUUCCUGGUUAUAUCCCAAAUGGCAAAGUUUUAUUAGUUGGCAAUAUGGGGUUGUAUGACUACCGACCCUAUGUGAAGAAGAUUGUAAACAACAAGCAAAUAAUGUAUGACUGCGACAAAGGAUAUGUGCUAGAGGAAGGUCCUCCUGGUGCUACAUGUGUUGGUGGUCGAUGGAGACCGACCGAACUUCCUAAAUGUCUUCCUGGUCAACAUCCAAGACUACGGUUUAAUCGAAAACGUCGAUCCAUCGAAAUGCGCUAUCGUCGGUCAACUUUUCUCCUCAAACAUGCUCGACGCUUACAAAAAUGGAUGGAGGAGAACCUUCAAGAAAACCUUCAUAGCCACAGACGAACGAAACGUAGUAUCUUCCGGUUUCCAUUCGGUCCUAGUGCAAGAUAUGUACAAAAAAGAAUAAGAAGAAGCCAUCCAACAUUACGCUUCAAACGUAAAGCCAUACAUUAUGAUGAACAACUAUUCAAAAGGACACCUGAUCCCUUGAAUCAAGCUGUAUACCGAGGUAGACGAGAACCUGACGAAAUGGCACGAGCCUAUUCUAAAUUUUACGAGAAACUUAAACAAAGAUAUCAAAACUACGUGAAAAAUUUACUAGGAUACCAUCAAGGGAGAACUCCGUCAGUAUCGUCUCCACAAAGUUCUUCCGCACACAGAAAUAAUAAUCCCACAAAAAAGAUCCAAGUCCAAGACGGCCGCUGGUAUAACACCUACAACAGUCCUGACUUUGUGACUAGAUAUAAAGUAACACAUAAAACUAGAAUUGCCGGUUCAGAUCUUGAUUCAGAUGAAGAAAGCUAUUUAGAUUCUUUCAAUGAACUACAACCCCCAACCUCAGCCCCUAAAGUCCAUAUGAAUGCUAAGCUGGCCAAAAAGGAACAACUCUCGAAUGGGAGUGCUCUUCUUUCCUCGGUGCAUGACACUUCCCGGACCAGCAUUCAACAAAGCGAUCGCUUGGGAAUGUUAUCAGGACAAAAACUAUCUACACAAAGUUCAGCUUCCAAGAACUUAACCAAUUUGAUCGCUCAACUAAAAUCACAAAUUGUAAGAAGGAAGCGAAGUGCAGAUACCGAAGAAGGGGGUGAUCAGGACCAUGCGGAAAAUAGGAAGCCACGACCUCGGGGACCAUGUGAAGAACUCAACUUGGAUGCUGUUGCAAAUGUUACCAUCGUACGUCAGGGAAAGAGUCCUGGCCGUAAUAGUCCUGGGACCAUUUUGCAUAUUGUUUGCAAUACAGGAUUCAAACUUAAUAUCAAAAAUCCAAAUGCAACGGCACGAUGUGUUCGGGGCAUUUGGAAGCCUCAAAAACCAAUGUGUUUGUCGGCACCAUGUACUGUUCCUUCAACUGAACAUGGAAGAUAUUAUGAAGUUGCACCGGAUCCUAUGAUGAUUAGUAGCAAACCGAACUUGAGGCUUCUUACUCCUUACGAGAAUGUUGGUAACGAACAAAUUGUUACUUUCCAAUGUGAUAAUGGGUUCAAUGUUCAAGGAGCUGCACAAAUGAGAUGCAUCCAAGGCAGUUGGGCUGUGGCAACUUAUCCCGAGUGCAUACCUAUGCCAUGUGUACUUCCGUCCAUACCAAAUGUUAUCUAUGAAGGUGGAUACCGUGCCGGUCUAACCAUAGCUCAUGGUAGUUCGGUCUCGGUCCAUUGCGACAACCCGGCAAAUAGCCUCCCUAUCCAGAUGAUAUGUAGCCAAGGAGUAAUGUCCCCGCCAACAAUUCAUUGUGAAACAGGAAUGAGAAGGUCUCGGGAGGAAUACCUUGCAGAGGCAGAUUUCACUAAUCAUGAUAACUCCCUUCAGGAGUUGUUCAGUACAUCAGGAAGUCACACGAUAAAUGUGAAUGCGGUAGUUAUAAAUGGAGAAGGAAGCAAUGAACAAAAUGGAAGUGGAAGAGAUUGCGGUCCACCAAAUCGUCUUGAUACAGCUCUAGUAUAUAAGAAUGGCGAGACUGUCGAAAGUGAAGAAGGUUUUCCCAGUGGAACUGAAAUAACAUUCAAUUGCAUAUCGAGUAUAGCUGGAGAGCGAAAUACAUGGAAGAUCAUUUGUGAGGAUGGAAGCUGGAUUGGAAGAUCCUGGAGUUGUGCGAACGGGACGUGUUUGUUCAGAAAUAAUGAACCCAAUGUUGUAAGUUUCUACAAUGACCUAGAAAUCCGAGAGGAUGUUGUGGAAUUCCCUCCAGGAGCAACUAUAAUUUCAAGAUGUGUCGACAUUGGGAAAUAUGCAAUGGUUGGAAGCGGAGUACGUACAUGUAUCCAUUCGGAGUGGAGCGGGCAGAAGCCAUCCUGUUUCGGAUUAAAUCAGGAGAAUGACUAUGCAAUGGAAAAGGCGCCUACAAUCCUUUUCCGACACCAGAAUGGGCCCAUCGCCCAGAGUAAUGACGGAAAAUUGAUAGUGUAUCCUGGGGCGACAGUCCAUAUGGAGUGCCUGUGGAUGCGUAGAUUCGGGAACCCUAAAUGGAAUGUUAGUCAUGAUUACAGAUCCGAAUUUAGGACCUACCCAGAAGGUUGGGUUACUGAAGAAGGACGUGAUCCUCAGCUGGAAUACAGGCUUAGUAUUUUCCAUGCUGUGGAAGAUGAUUCAGGAUUGUUUACAUGCCAAACUCCAGCCAGGCAUGAACACUCUGUGGACCUUGUAGUCAAGGCAAUAAAUUGUCCAGACAUACCGAUUCGACGGGGACUUAUGCUGAGCACGAAUGACACCAAGCUUAGCACUCGGGUUCAGUUGUCCUGCGCUAAUGGCAAUUCUUUGAUUGGCGCGUCUGAGCUGCUAUGCCUACCAAGCGGUAACUGGAGUGCACCUCUUCCUGUUUGCGAGAGCGUAGAGUGCGGUGAUCUCCCAUUACCAAUGAACGAGACAUCCCCACGUGUAGCCGUUCUUUCGCGUGAAGUAGGUGGCCGAGCUGCAUUCUCAUGCCCAUCAGGAUACGGACUCCGUGGACCGACAGAAUCAAUUUGUCUUCCUUCAGGAGAAUGGGCCACACCAUUCCCAUCAUGCAUCGAAGUUCAGUGUGAUAAUCCUGGCGCUCCGCAAAAUGGAUACGCACAAGGAUCUGCCCCCUAUCGAGCUGGCGACGUGGUUCAAUUCAACUGUAAUCCAGAGUACAUGAUGCAAGGUCAACCAAUAAUUGCAUGUCAGGAUAAUGGACGUUGGUCCGGGGGUUUGCCAAAAUGUGUGCAAGCCUGUUCGUAUCCAGGAACAGCAAUCAGUGGUCGAAUGUCCUCGGUCAAAUUCUACUACGCUAUAGGUGAGAGUAUUACGUUCACGUGUGAUGCGGGGCUCGAAUUGAGGGGUGCGAAAAUGUUGAAGUGUUUGCGAAAUGGUAAGUGGUCUAAUGCUAUUCCUACCUGCGUUAGUGGUAAUAGUGAACAGUCAACCCGGAAUAUCGGUCAUAGCGGUUAAGGAUAUAAGCAAACCCUGAAUUUAAUGUUAAUCCCAAGGAUAAUGUGAACAGGUUUGUGAAAGAAAUGUGAUGAGAAUUGAAUGAUGUGGUAUUCGUUUUCUACUUCAUAGCUAUUGUAAUUGUAAAAAAAAAAUGUAAGCACAUAUUCAAGAUGUUAAGGUUUUAAUUGAAAAUUUAUAAUAUAAUAACUUUUAUUAGAAGAAAGAAACAUGAAAGUUGAAAGAAGCGGAGAGUUAUUUUCAUAAGAACUGAACGUUUACAUAAAAUAAAAUCAAAUCGAAUCGAUUAUUUGCAGCAUUAGAUGCCUCCAACAGUUUAGCGCAAUUUAAGGAUACGAAGAGGUCGUGAGAGAUACUUUAUUUUCGGGAAGUUACCAUAAAUAUCCUAGUAAAACCCAUGGCUGCACCCCAUUCGCCACUGAUCUCCUUCUCGCUUUGCUUCACCAAUUCGUCUAAGGAUCUGCUUUUCGAAAGCAUAAACGGACACUUUAGUGAAGAUCCAUCACUUCGGUGAGGGCUCCUGUGUAGCUGGUCCCUGUGAUCAUCAAAUAUGACUAAAGCAAAAGUGGAAAUCCAAUACAGCGCCGUACCCAACCAUCAUCAUUGAGGGCGCAACAACCAGUAUGCAGUCUAGAGCUGCCUUAGUAAGGAGAGUUCCUCCUCAGACAUCCCAGUUUGCGCCGAGGUUCACUAAUUUUAUGUCCCUAAAAGCUGUUGGCGGUCCUGGCCUUCUCCAUCGCUCCAUCUGACGCAGGGUCUGACACGUGUUCUUUCUCAACCACAGAUGCUGCCAUUAUAGACCGACGCCCAGUGAAAAUCUAAUCAGGCAAAUCAAUAAUGCCUGGAGUGAAGCCUCUUUGGUAUGGGCCAAUGAUAUUUUCGGCAUAUGGGGCUAUCCGACCGUGAUAUCUCUAUUAUUGCUGCACAGGGAGAUACCCCCUUUUUUAUGUAUGUGACAGAUAAUACCUCGUUGCCAGUCGUCAGGCUACCCCACACCUUAAGCGUCAGUUAAUGAACCACUUUGUCUCCUCCAUAUUUAACCAACUCGGCGGUAAUUCC
This is a messenger RNA of Hermetia illucens (black soldier fly), 6919 nucleotides long. RefSeq lists its product as uncharacterized. Lineage: Eukaryota; Metazoa; Arthropoda; Insecta; Diptera; Stratiomyidae. The transcript is spliced from 16 exons. The coding region runs from base 743 to 5860 and encodes 1705 amino acids. Gene Ontology annotation, cellular component: extracellular region. Gene Ontology annotation, molecular function: peptidase inhibitor activity. The record is from RefSeq and is a predicted model, not a curated record.